Cherax quadricarinatus is the source of this 5251-nucleotide messenger RNA. NCBI's taxonomy places the organism in Eukaryota, Metazoa, Arthropoda, Malacostraca, Decapoda, Parastacidae. The record is from RefSeq and is a predicted model, not a curated record.
AGUGUUGGGCAACAGAGAUGCUAUGGGCACCACCCCCUGGUGGUCUAUCUGGAGUCAUGACUUCUGGGGUAACCCGCUUACCCGCAGAGGGUCACACGGGUCCUGGCGACCCCUUACCACUCUCUCCUUCAGGUUGAACAUGGUAGUGGCCCGCGCUCUGACGCCAGAGUACGACCUGCCAGGAGGGGAUGCCAGACCUCCGUCAGUGCCACCUUCACCUCUGGCAUCCUCAGAAGUGCCAAGUCCGCCCGUGCCUUCCCUCACGCCCACGCUCAAAGCCGCCUUCUCCGCCUCCUCCUUUCACUUCGUCAAUGUUGUCCUCCACGCCGCUGUCACCGCCGCAUACGUGGGCGUGCUACAGUGCGUGGGAGUGGGCGCGUGGGCGUGUCUAGGAGCCGGCUCAUUAUUCGCCGCCCAUCCCGUGCACGUCGAGGCAGUUGCGGGCGUGGUGGGCCGGGCGGAGCUCCUGGCCGCCCUGGCCUUCUGCCUCGCCCUGGCAGCCUAUAUUAAAUACCUCCGUGGGCGUGCAACUGGGCGUUUGUGGGCGCGGAGGAUGAACGGUUGUGGUCACGGCUGCAUAUGCUGGGAGGACAACCGAGCAAGCAGCCUCAGCUGUUCCAGCAUUUCCUGGAACAGCAAGUGGGCGCUCCAGCUGCCAUCAUGGGCGUGGUUGGCGCUGAGCGUGGCGGGCGCCGGCGUGGGCAUGGCCUGCAAGGAACAGGGCGUCACAGCACUGGGCGUAGGGCUACUGCUGCACGCAGCUGCUGUGGUCACCAUCACACCCAGGAACAAGUGUGUGUUGCAGCCGCUGGUCCGGGAGCUGUUACCCGGCAGUGUGGGCACGCUAGUGUUGCUGUGGGCAAGGCUGAGUGUGGCCCCCAACAUGCCCACAUUCACGCCCGCGGACAACCCCGCCGCCCACGCCUCAUCUGUACUCACCCGCGCCCUGAGCAUCGCCCGGGCGUGGGCGGUCCACGCCCGCUUGUUACUCUGGCCCGCCACUCUCUCCUUCGACUGGUCCAUGGGUUCAGUGCCACUGGUCACAUCCCUCAGUGACCCAGCCAACCUGGAGACCGUGGCACUGCUGGUCUGCGUGCUGGCACUAGCCGUCACUGCCAGCACUGCCUGUUGGAGGGCACGUCAACACCUCACCAAGAUAUACACAUAUCAUACCCAACAUUCAUACCAUGAUGCCCUCAACAACAACAUCCAACAAGGAGACAUCACCUACAUACCCUAUUACCUACGACACCCACUCAAGCCUCACCCAAACCCACUCCUGCUAGUGCUAGCGUGGGCACUGCUAGUGCUACCCUUCCUACCAGCUUCCAAUUUGGCAACGUACGUGGGGUUCGUGGUGGCAGAACGAGUACUUUAUCUGCCAUCCAUGGGCGCCUGCCUUCUGGUAGCCCUGGGCUACCAGAACCUCUGGCGGGCUAUAACGUCUUAUAAAUGGCAUCGAACAGGAGACUCGCGCAGUCGAACCAGAUGGUGGCGAGGCGGUGGGUGGCGGGUGGCAGCGACAGGGGCGUGGGUGGCUCUCCUGCUCCUGCUGGGUGCCAGGACACUCAGGAGAAACCAAGAUUGGCACAGCGACGAGGCACUCUACCGAUCAGGAGCGGCUGUCAACCCACCCAAGGCCUUGUCCAACCUGGGAGUGGUGUACAGCGAACAGGGUCGCCUCCAGGAAGCAGAGGCCGCUUACCGUGGCGCCCUCAGACACGCACCAACCAUGGCAGACACACACUUUAAUCUGGGACUACUGCUGGCGUCUACAGGGAGGACGCAGGAAGCAACAGAGUGCUACCGUGCCGCGUUGUGGAGUAGACCGUGGCUUGCGCAAGCACACUUGGGGCUGGCGGCAGCACUGCAGCAGCUGGGACGUGAUGCUGAGGCUGUGAAGGUGUUAGAGGCGUGUCGGAGCGCAGCAUCAGCACCUGCCAGAGAUGGCUGGAGUCACAGCUGGGCAGUGACCACCUGCAGACAGCGGCUGGCACGGGCACACAUCCUAGCUGGGCGGCCCCACGAUGCCCUAGAGGAAGUGGGGCACGCCCUCCAGCACGCCCCUGAUGGGUACGGCACCCACUCCUUGCAUACCUUGGCAGCAGAGGCCCACCUGGAAGCUGGGGAACAUGCUGAAGCUCAAGCUGCCCUCUCACGUGUCCUGGCUGCCCACCCUCACCAUGUGCCUGCCCACCUCACCUUCUCCAGGAUGCUACAAGCUAAUGGUAGCAGAGUGGAGGAGGUGGAACAGUGGUUGAGGCGGGCAGUGGCACUUGCACCUAACGACCCUCAUGCCCACAAACACCUAGGUCAGCUACUGCUUGAGCAGGACCGUGUGGAGGAAGCGGUAGGGUCGUGGCUGAGAGCAGCUCUGCUGGACUCCACUGACCACACUGCUGCCUUCAACGCUGCCACCGCCCUCAGGCUCUCCGGCAGGAACCAGCACGCUGAGACCUUCUACAGGAGAGCUGUCCAGCUGCGACCAAAAGAUGUGUCGAGCCACAGAAAUCUGGGCGCCAUUCUGCACCUGAAUGGCAAACUGGACGAGGCACGGAAGCACUACGAUGAGGCACUGGCACUGGCUCCCGGCGAUCCCCAGACCACUACCAACCUGCAGAGGCUGUCAGCGCUGGUUAACAAGAAGGGAGUUUCCUAGUGGGCCUCCGGCAGGGACCACGCAGGUGGUGUUGCGCAGUAUUUAACGAUCCCCUCAUAUAUCACGAGCUCAAUUCGUAGGUGAUCCCGGGUACAAUGUAUGUUGUAUUGAUGAAGGAUCCGUAGUAUUCCUGUUUAUCUGUAAGAGUUAUACUCAGACGAUGAGGACCAAGACAGUCAUCGUUCAUCUGUCUGCUGAAAGUUGUCAAGCAUCAGAAGCAAACGGCGCUGUGAUUCUCAUAAUCGCGAUGAUUAUAGCAACGACUCGACACAGAUCAAUAUAUUUAAUAGACGGCUUUAAUACUGCCCUAUUAUAUCCCUCGAAAUCAUUCAACAAGUUUUUAAAAAAACAUUAAAUACUUCAUUAUUUUUAAAGGGUUGCCACUGGGAACUGACAAGGGAGAUGGAGAAGCUAGAAAUCUCUCUCUGAACACUUCUCCGACUUCAUAUUACCUAUAUUUUACGUUACUGAUGACGGCAUAUAUUUCCUACUGAGAAACUUCAAUUUGUACAUAUUAUCAGCCUUCCAUAGUUAUAUUGUGGGAAGUUUCCUUUGAAGACACGAGAAAGUGUUGCUUGUUCCAUGGUGUGAGGAAACAUGAAAAACACAUCUGAUGUGAUUUUUUUCGUUUUUUGCUGGGUGGACCAGUAAGCCAGCAGGUGACCUUGGUCACAUGACCAGAAGCUCCACUGAGCGGGUUAUUGCAUGACUAACACCAGCAGCAGGAGACUUCCUUUUCCAGUUUCCAUGAUAAAAACACUACUACAGGAGAGAACACACCCACAAUCUCUAAUUAAAAACUUCCAAGUCUAGUUCUUGGUGUACCAUAUGAUGACAAUCCUGUAUCUAGACUCUUGUUCUCAGAGUGAUAUCAGAUUUCACUCAUCAAUAUUCAUCUUUCUGUGGCUGUUCUUGGGGAAAUUCACACUCUCGAAGACGUGUCCCAAAGUUCUUCUGUGUCCCUCUAUGGUAAAACUGCGUAUUCAUCGGUGUUUUGUGUGAUAUUUGUUAAUAUUUUUUUUCGCUAAUAUUGCAUUAUUAUCAAAUAAUCGCUUUCAACGUGAGUAAAAAUCCUUCAUAAAUUGUUUACUCCUAAAAAAAAUGGAUAAUGCGGCCAUUUGUGGUCAAGAAAUGACCAGGUCUUUAUCCUUUCUUACGACGCUCCCGGGAACAGUAUGAAGCCCAGUGAGAUUAAGGUUAAAUUUACAGUAAAUUUUAUCUAUAUAGUAUUGUACGUUUACAUAAGGAGAAGGAUUCAAAGUUAAUGUAAGGUAUCGCAUCCACCAUCGUCUCCAAAACUGCGCGUCAGCACACCCAAAAUUCCUCUGCUACGGCCACAAUGUUGACUUGAGGCUCGCGCACUUCUGGAGUCUCAGCGAUGCUCUUUUUUAACGAAUAAUCAUAAUUCUGUGUCAUAUUUUGGACAUUCCUUAACAUCAGUCUGUGAUAUUUGCCAAGAAGAGAUUAUUUCAUGACAUUAUGGCACCAGUUUAUCCUCCCCACUCUCACUACUUCAUAGGUUGUAUGAUACCCAUUGAUCAAGACAUGUACAUUAGUUUAUCUUUUGAGGAGCAACGAUGGCGUAGAUGUGGGUAAAACGCUACAUGUUCGCUUCCACUGAGCAACAGUGUGCGCCCAUCAGCGGCCAAUGUACAAACUCCAUCAUUUCUCUGGUUCCAAAGUGUGACGAGAAAAUGUAUCAGUCAGGUUUAUUUACCUUCGUCUGCCUCACCUCUGUCUAUUUGCAGUGUCUGGAUAUGAUGUACAGACCUCUUGAAACUCUCCCAGUGGGUCCUGAACCAACACUAAAUGAUCUACGGUCUCUGACCUGACCCGGUAAUUCACUUGGAUCAUGCAAAUUUUCGUAUUUACCCGCUAUGUUGUACAUAUUCUGUAGAUUUUCAACAUGAGAGGUAUAAAUUUUAAAGCCUUUUAGACAACUGUAUAGUUAACUCUUCAACUUCUUUAGUGAGUUUCUUUGCUUUUCAGUAAGUCAGCAAGUAAUGCCGUAUUUUCUUAGCAUCAAAAGAAACUCAGUAGAUCUUGCAUUAACUCACCACGUGCUCGAGUAGUCGACCAAAGUCGCUAGUUACUUCACCAGGCCUAGAGCAACUUGGUCGUAGCUGCAAGACUCACCCCCAGAUUUAGUAGACACACCACUUCAUAGUACAAGACAUCAAACAGGUACUCACAAAGCAAAAGGUGUCACCAGGUCAAGGACUCUUGGACACCAGACCUGGUAGUAACCAUAACUAUUGUUUUUAUUAAGGGCCACGAAACCUAGUAAACGAACUGGCUGUUAUAAACUCUAAGAGAUACAGAAGUGAUAACAGAAGGGGACCAGUACACCAACUGAAUCAUCGAAUUCAACGAAGGUUCGAAGUAGUAGGACAAGAAGAAACGAAAUGGCUGAGGUAUCGAACUCUACGAGGCUUCGUAGAAGAAGAAAAAAAACUAACUGGUCGAGGUAUCGAACUCCAUGAGGCUUCAUAGAAGAAAAACAAACUGGCCGAGGUAUCGAACUCCACGAGGCUUCGUAGAAAAAAAAAAUGAACUGAUCAAGGUAUCGAACUCCACGAGGCUUCAUAGUAA